AUGCGAACUCGAUCGAGUCGGUCUACAGAGGACUUGGUCGAGCUAGACUUUACAACGGGUAGAAAGAGGGUUCAGAGGUCACAGAGGGUACAAGAGGAACCUGAGGUGCUUGUUGCUGAUACAAUGGACGUACCAGAGGGGAAUGGAAACCCUUUGGGCAAUGGACUCGGUCGAGCUAGGCAAACUCGACCGAUUGGUCAAGGAGAUGCUCCAAACCGCCACCAACAGAGACAAGGGAUUGUUCCACCACCAGUGCAGAACCACAACUUUGAGAUCAAGCUGGGAAUGAUCAACCUUGUCAGAACAAGAUGUUCCAUGGAUUGCCAACUGACAAAGCUCACCAAUGGGAGAAGAGCUUGCCCCAUGGCACAAUCACCACUUGGGAUGAAUGCAAGAAGGCCUUUCUUGCUAAGUUUUUCUCCACCGGUCGCACAGCCAAGCUUAGAGGAGAUAUCCAGCUUCAUCCAGCGAAACAAUGAGACAUUCGCUGAGGCUUGGGAGAGGUAUAGGGAGAUGCUAGACACAGCUAGCAAUGGGAACUUCCUCAACCAGGAUGUAGAUGAUGGCUGGCAACUUGUGGAGAACAUAGCAACUCAAAUGGAAGCUAUGGAGAAGAGUAUGAUCGCACCAAUCGGAGCUCGACCCACCACUCGAUCGAGUCAGAUGAAAGUUGAGAAAAGAUGUUAA
Molecule: messenger RNA, 687 nt
Organism: Microthlaspi erraticum
Lineage: Eukaryota; Viridiplantae; Streptophyta; Magnoliopsida; Brassicales; Brassicaceae
Source: the annotation of a GenBank genome assembly